Messenger RNA from Gadus morhua (Atlantic cod), 2661 nucleotides. RefSeq names its product G protein-coupled receptor kinase 5 like (gene grk5l). Gene Ontology annotation, biological process: signal transduction; protein phosphorylation; regulation of signal transduction. Bases 476 to 2230 code for a protein of 584 amino acids. Gene Ontology annotation, molecular function: ATP binding; G protein-coupled receptor kinase activity. Lineage: Eukaryota; Metazoa; Chordata; Actinopteri; Gadiformes; Gadidae. The transcript has 16 exons. The record is from RefSeq and is a predicted model, not a curated record. Gene Ontology annotation, cellular component: cytoplasm.
GUCGUGAGAAGAGAACGCCUGGGAACGAGGUUACACCGAAAGGGGGAGCGCCAUUGCAUGGAUAUUCUCUCCGUUGCACUGAGCCACUACCGCCAGCCCCUACAGCUCCGACCAGCAGUAGCAGCCCAGUGUUCCGCUCCUGUCCAACGCGUUAUCAGACAAAAACGUUAUAGGCUUCCGCUGAUGGGGCAGAUUGAAAUAUUAAUCUUUACGCGUAUUUGAGAUUAAUUCACGUAUGGAACGGCCUUGGAAGAGAGUAGAGAUGCAGCGCUGCUCCGAGAGCUCCCCACGAGAACCAUACUGGGCUUUCAUGACAAGCAAUCCUAUGAUAUCCUGUGUGUUCCAUACGACUAUGAUAUGAGUAACAUCUGGUCGUGUACGGACGAGGAGUAACGCAACCGCACGUUACGACGUGAAGGACAUUGUGGUUUUCUCUGCAGACGUUUGCGUGAGGAAAGCUCAUUUUGGAUUUGUGAUGGAGCUGGAGAACAUAGUAGCCAACACUGUACUGCUGAAGGCGAGAGAGGGUGGAGGCGGGAAGCGGAAGGGGCGGAGUAAAAAGUGGAAGGAGAUCCUGCGGUUCCCGUACAUCUCUCAGUGUGCAGAGAUGGGGUCCACCCUGGACCGGGACUACGUGAGCCUGUGUGAGAAGCAGCCAAUCGGGAGGCUGCUCUUCCGACAGUACUGUGAGACCAGACCAACGCUGAUGAGAUGCAUCCAUCUACUGGACGCCAUGGAGGACUACGAGGUCGCGCCCGAUGAGAAGCGCAAAAGCCGAGGGGACCAGAUCAUCAAGAAGUUCCUCUCCAUAGAUUCGACAGAGUGCGUGGACGUGGCGAAGAUCUACGCCGACCAGUGCAGCGAGAAUCUCGAGUUGAGUCCCUGUAAAGAGAUCUUCAGCGACUGUCACAAAACCCUUCAUGACUACCUAAGCGGUGAGCCGUUCUCCGACUACCAGAACAGCAUGUACUUCGACCGCUUCCUGCAGUGGAAGAUGCUGGAGAGGCAACCGAUCACCAAGGAUACGUUCAGGCAGUACCGGGUCCUGGGGAAGGGGGGGUUCGGAGAGGUGUGCGCCUGCCAGGUGAGGGCCACGGGGAAGAUGUACGCCUGCAAGAAGCUGGAGAAGAAGAGGAUCAAGAAGAGGAAAGGGGAGUCCAUGGCGCUGAACGAGAAGCAGAUCCUGGAGAAGGUCAACAGCCGCUUUGUGGUGAGCUUAGCAUACUCGUACGAGACCAAAGACGCUCUGUGUCUGGUGCUGACCAUCAUGAACGGGGGCGACCUGAAGUUCCACAUCUACAACAUGGGCACGCCGGGCUUCGAGAAGGACCGGGUGCAGUUCUACGCGGCUCAGAUCUGCUGUGGCCUCGACCACCUGCACAGGGAAUCCAUCGUGUACAGGGAUCUGAAACCAGAGAACAUCCUCUUGGAUGACAACGGUCACAUCCGCAUCUCAGACCUGGGGCUGGCCAUCAAAGUGCCUGAAGGAGAGAUGAUCCGGGGCCGCGUGGGCACGGUGGGCUACAUGGCGCCGGAGGUGAUCAACAACGAGAAGUACGGUAUGAGCCCGGACUGGUGGGGGCUGGGCUGCCUGGUGUACGAGAUGACCGCCGGGAGGUCUCCGUUCCGGGCACGCAAGGAGCGGGUGAAGCGCGAGGAGGUGGAGAGGAGGGUGCAGGAGGAGGAGGAGGAGUACAGCGACAAGUUCACAGAGGACACCAAGGCCAUCUGUAGGAUGCUUUUGACCAAAGACCCGAAGCAGAGGCUAGGGUGCCAGGCGGACGGGUCGGCGGGCACCAAGGCCAACCCCUUCUUCAAGAACACCAACUUCAAACGCCUGGAGGCCGGGAUCCUGGACCCAUCCUUUGUGCCCGACCCCCGUGCGGUCUACUGUAAGGACGUUCUGGACAUAGAGCAGUUCUCCACCGUGAAGGGCGUCAACCUGGACCGCACCGACAACGACUUCUACUCCAAGUUCGCCACCGGAAGCGUGUCCAUCCCCUGGCAGCACGAGAUGAUCGAGACAGAGUGUUUCAGCGAUCUGAACGUCUUCGGCCCCCACGGGACCAGACCCCCAGACCUGGACUGGGACCACCCCCCGGAGCCCCCGAGACGCAGCGUGCUGGACAGGCUGUUGAGGAGGCAUAUCCCCGAGGUGUCCAUUGCCAACAGGCGCGUGCAGUCUUCCAGCGUAAACUCUGUGGACUCCAUGUCCCACUCUGCCCCCUAGUGGUAUGGCAACCGCUCGGAGCCCCAUACACACACACAAACACAACCAUACACAUCCAUACAGACACACACACACACAAACACACACACACACACACACACACACACACACACACACACACACACACACACACACACACACACACACACCGAACACACACACACACACACACAUAUACAUAUACACACAUAAGGAGGGAGGGAGCCCCCGGUUUACAUUGGGGGGGUCGGACCAGAAGCUCCCAGACCACGUUCCUUCAGCCAAACGGUCCAACGGAAGAAAAGUUGACACUCAUCGUUGACACUCAUCGGGGGGGGGGGGGGGGGGGGGGGGGGGGGGGGAAUGGGGAGCCUUAAGACCCUCAGAGCUGGGGGGGAGGGGGAUUGUUUGGCUGCACCACCAAGCCACUUAUGGUCAUGAAAACAGGAACG